Messenger RNA from Tilletiaria anomala UBC 951, 2143 nucleotides. Its product is annotated as Pkinase-domain-containing protein. The record is from RefSeq and is a predicted model, not a curated record. The transcript is spliced from 5 exons. NCBI's taxonomy places the organism in Eukaryota, Fungi, Basidiomycota, Exobasidiomycetes, Georgefischeriales, Tilletiariaceae. Gene Ontology annotation, molecular function: ATP binding; cyclin-dependent protein serine/threonine kinase activity. The coding region runs from base 171 to 1655 and encodes 494 amino acids. Gene Ontology annotation, biological process: protein phosphorylation; regulation of mitotic cell cycle. Gene Ontology annotation, cellular component: nucleus.
UGAUGCUUGAUUUCGGGCCCAACUUGAUUUCAUAGUCUAUAGUUAUUGGUGUUUGCAGCGAAAGCUCGAGGGCUAUGCUCAGAUUGCAGGUUGGAUGAUGCAUCGAAACACGUGAGAAUGGUAGAAUCACGGAGAAGCGCGGCAGACACUUCUAGAUCAACAUCGAUACGAUGACUGACUCCCCAAAAGCCUCCAGGGGUGAUAGAGACGCACAUGAUCUCAUGUCUUCGCUUCGCGACAGGCAGGAAAACGGCAAUGUUCAUGGGGAUCAGCCUCCGCCACGCAAGAAGUCUCGCUGGGAGCAAGACACUCAAGAAAAUGACGAGGAUGUUCUGGCAAGAGAAGCCGAACUGGCGCGAGCCAAGGCCGCGGCAAAGGCGGCGAGACAGAGACUUAAAGAGGCACGCAAGUCCAAACCUACUACAUCUGUUGCCGGCACGACCUCAUCACGGGGAAGCGAUCACGAAAUUGAGCAAGAAGGAAAUAGUCAAAGUGCGCUCUCAGCACUACGCUCUGUCCGCGGAGAAGCCCGGGUGCCUACUGCGGGAAGAGCUCAGCCGCGUGUUCCAUCGCGCAGCGCACACCCUCCCAUUCAUGGUUGCCGCAGCGUGUAUGUUUAUGAGCGGCUCAAUCACAUUGAAGAAGGCUCCUAUGGUGUCGUCUUCCGAGCGAGAGAAAAGGAGACGGGCGAGAUUGUAGCGCUCAAGAAGCUCAAAAUGGACAAAGAGAAGAAUGGAUUUCCGAUCACGAGCUUGAGGGAGAUCAGGACUCUCAUGGAAGCAAGGCACCCCAACGUUGUUCAAGUCAAGGAGAUUGUUGUUGGUGAUACCUUAACUCAAAUUUUCAUUGUUAUGGAGUUCGUCGAGCACGAUCUUAAAACUCUUCUUUCCACCAUGCGCACCUCCUUCAUCAUCUCAGAAAUCAAAACCCUGAUGCAUCAGCUGCUCUCCGCUGUCGCUUUGCUGCAUUCGAACUGGAUCAUCCACCGUGACCUGAAGACGUCCAACCUGCUCAUGAGCAACCGUGGCCAGUUGAAGGUGGCAGAUUUUGGCUUGGCCAGGAUGUAUGGGGACCCCCUGGAGAAGGACGGAAUGACAAGCUUAGUUGUCACACUCUGGUAUCGUGCGCCAGAACUGUUACUCGGGGCCAGAGAGUACGAUACGGCGAUCGACAUGUGGAGCGUAGGGUGCAUUUUCGCCGAACUUCUAACAAAGGAGCCAUUAUUCAUGGCAAAGAAUGAGACGGAGCAGAUUGCCAAGAUAUUCCGCCUGCUCGGUCAACCAACUGAAGACUCCUGGCCAGGAUUCCAAGCCUUGCCGCUCGCCUCGUCGCUCAGCGUCAAAGUCGGUGCUCCGCCUUUCAGUACUCUGCGACAGAAAUUCGCGCACGGCCAAGCACGAGGCGCACCCGUCUGUAGCGAAGCUGGGUUGGACCUUUUGCAGCGCCUGCUCACGUACGACCCGAGGAGAAGGAUCACGGCGGAGGACGCGCUCAGGCAUCAUUGGUUCAAGGAAAGUCCAGCACCAGCGCAUCCAGAUACGUUUGGCAGUUUCCCGUCGGUCGCAGCGGGAGAGCGGCGACGCGACGCAAGCCCAAGUGCACCGCAACGCAUAGCGGACCAAAAGCUCGCCUACAAACUCGAGCUGGACAUUUGAUAGGUGAUCUGGACGAGUCAUGAGACACUGAUGCAGCUAUGGAUGGAAUAUACACAUCACUACAUGAUACCCAUUAUCUUUCCAAGCGUGGAAGGAUGGUCACCAAGCGUCAGUCGGGGCGUCUUCCCUGUCCUCAUGUUUCACCGCUUCCCAGCGUUGACGCGCGGUCGCACGCUCUGAGGCUUCCGUGGAAAGCUCUUCGUCGGACUUGAAGGCAUUCGCGCGCGGCCACAGUUUGCGGCACGCAUCGUUGUACUCACGCAGCAGCGCAGCGUCGCCAUCUACACCGCUGAUUGAGCGCAGGAACUCUUGGCCGUCAAUGAGACCUUGCAGCGACGAGGCCUUCGAAGACGAAGCCAGUUUCGGCAGGCGCAGGACGUACUCAGCCACAUCGCUCUUACGCGCGUCGCCGUGUAUGUGCAGCAACCCCUUUGCGGCGCCUAGGACGCGCAGAGCAUUUUCUGAGUGGGCUUGUAGGUACUGCACGU